Penicillium cosmopolitanum is the source of this 480-nucleotide messenger RNA. RefSeq names its product H(+)-transporting V0 sector ATPase subunit c. Gene Ontology annotation, biological process: proton transmembrane transport. Bases 1 to 480 code for a protein of 159 amino acids. Gene Ontology annotation, molecular function: proton-transporting ATPase activity, rotational mechanism. Lineage: Eukaryota; Fungi; Ascomycota; Eurotiomycetes; Eurotiales; Aspergillaceae. Gene Ontology annotation, cellular component: proton-transporting V-type ATPase, V0 domain. The transcript has 6 exons. The record is from RefSeq and is a predicted model, not a curated record.
AUGGCCACUGAACUCUGCCCCGUCUAUGCGCCCUUCUUCGGUGCGCUGGGCUGCACGUCCGCCAUCGUCUUCACCUGCUUCGGUGCCGCCUAUGGCACUGCCAAGGCUGGUGUCGGUGUCUGCAGCAUGGCUGUCCUCCGCCCCGACCUGAUCGUUAAGAACAUUGUCCCCAUUGUCAUGGCUGGUAUCAUUGGUAUCUACGGUCUGGUCGUGUCCGUCCUGGUCGCCAACGACCUGACCCAGAAGCUCCCUCUGUACACUGGGUUCAUUCAACUCGGUGCUGGUCUCGCUGUCGGUCUGGCCGGUCUUGCUGCUGGUUUCGCUAUUGGUAUUGUCGGUGAUGCUGGUGUGCGAGGAACUGCUCAGCAACCUCGCCUCUACGUCGGAAUGAUUCUGAUUCUCAUUUUCGCUGAAGUCCUGGGUCUUUACGGCUUGAUUGUCGCUCUGCUCAUGAACUCCCGCUCAAAGGCCGUCUGCUAA